Messenger RNA from Venustampulla echinocandica, 933 nucleotides. RefSeq lists its product as uncharacterized. Bases 1 to 933 code for a protein of 310 amino acids. Lineage: Eukaryota; Fungi; Ascomycota; Leotiomycetes; Helotiales; Pleuroascaceae. The record is from RefSeq and is a predicted model, not a curated record. The transcript has a single exon.
AUGCGGCUCAAUUCAUCAAACGCGGUGCUCUUUUCGCUGUCAUGUCUUUACUGCUUGAGCGCAUCAUUGCCAUUAUCUCCACCUAAGCCUGUCUUUGUGGAGCCUCUGGUCCGAAGAGCCAAGUACUCUGUUGUCGCAGUCGACGGCGGACCUGGAGCGCGAGAAGGAGGUGAUGGAUCAUCUCCUGAAGCUGUUCCAUCCACGAUAAUCUCAACCAUCGUGCAAACGAAAACCGCGGAACCGACGACGGUUGUUAAGACCGACAAAGUUACACUGCCUCCUAUUACACAGACCGACCGGGUCACAGUCAUUCCGACACCGGCAAAAGUCACUGUCACUGCGACAGGAUACUCGAUAAUUAAUGUUAAUUCCGCUGCCAAUCCCGCUGAAGUCACCGCACCAGCUUCCAGCCCAUCCCCAUCGUCGGCCUCGGGGUCAGAUUCGGCUUCAGAAGACGCCCCUGAGCUCCCCGCAACUGAACUCUCUUCAACCCAACCGUCUUCAACCCAACCGUCUCCUACCAAACCGUCUCCUACCAAACCGUCUCCUACCCAACCAUCUCCUACCAAACCAUCUCCGACCCAACCUUCUUCGGAAACGAUCUCCACCCCUGGUUCUACCCUUUCCACAAGCGCCUCCGCGGCUGCCGCAUCUGCAUCCGCGAAACCUCACGAUAACGGUCAAUGGCAUACAAGUUACCCUGCCUGGUCGAAUUCGACGGGCACCUCGACGGCGCUUGCAGCCAAGGCCCCUGAAAUUCCAACAACUGGGGCAAGUUCUGAGGGUGUCCGACAUGACGAGACUAUAGAGUCAAGAGCUCUCAGUCAACCUAUCGCGGGGUUGCUAAAGCCUGGAUAUAAACGUGGAACUGGGGAGAGCAUUGUCUCGAAAUCCAAGUCUCCUUGGAACAUAAUCAGAUCCAUUUUUAUGUAG